Molecule: messenger RNA, 1407 nt
Organism: Diaporthe amygdali
Lineage: Eukaryota; Fungi; Ascomycota; Sordariomycetes; Diaporthales; Diaporthaceae
Product: lternative oxidase
Exons: 1
Coding region: 1-1407 (468 amino acids)
Source: RefSeq, a predicted model, not a curated record
AUGUUCACGUCACUCUCACGACAAGGCAAGGUCCUCCUGCUGGUCUGCACCAUCAGCCUCGUCACCAUCUGGACGUGCCGCCUCCCACAACUCUGCAUCUUCGACCAACGCCCCCAUGCGACAGCCGCCAUCACCUCAUGCCCCAGCUCACAUGCUCACCAUGAACAAAGUGGCAGCAGCGUCGACGCCGACCUCUCCGCCCCAGACGCUCCCUUUGUCUCUUGGCCGCUGGCCCGCGUCUGCAGCGAGAACAAGAGGUGGACUCCAGGAUUGGUUUUCAUCUGCGACAACAACUCGGGCGGCAUCGGCAACAUACGAAACUUCAUCCUGACCUGUCUGCGCUAUGCUAUCGAGUCCGGUGCUACCGGACUCACGUUGCCGACCAUCCAGACUCGCAGCGAGGCUAAGCUUGCUGACCUGUUCGUCGGCAAGAAGCUGCCGUUCGCCUACUUCUUCGACGAGGCGCACUUCCGCGCCGGCCUCAGCGAAGCCUGCCCGCAGAUCACCAUCUACGGCGGCGGCCUCGGCGACGUCCCUGGUCUGGACGCCGAGGAGCUCAGCACGGGCCGCGUCAAGCCCGAGCAGAUCACGCCGAACCACUUCGGGCGCAGGGGCGGCUGCGACGCGCGGGACCUGAACCGGCACGGCGGGCUGUUCGGGGAGCGUUUCCACGUCUUCCUGAGGGAGCGACAGGAGCAGCUGGGCCUGGGGCCCGUCAGCGCCUCGAGCCCGAAGCUGGUGCGGAUGAACUGGGGCGUGCAGUGGAACUGGCCCGUGAUGCAGGACGGGCCCGAGUUCACAGCGUCGUUCGGGGGCCUUCUGCGGUUCCGGGACGACAUACUCGCCCUGGGCGGGAGGACCGCCGACGCGAUGGACAAGCUGGCGGCCGGCCGCGGCUUCGUCGGCAUCCACCUCCGCACCGAGAGCGACGCACUGGGCGCGUGGCCGACGUUCGAGAACCAGACGGCGGCGUACCUCGCCAAGAUAGCCGGCCUCGACCCUCCGCUGCCGGAGUAUGCGUACCUCGCGACGGGGAACGCCACUGAGGCCGCGAGGCUCGCGGCGCUGGCCGCGGCGCAGCAGGGUCUGCGCGUCGUCACCAAGCACGAGCUGCUCCGCCUCGCCGACGACGGCGACGAACUUCUGCGGCAGCUCGAUGCGCUCAGCUGGGACCAGCAGGCACUCGUUGACUUUGUGGUGCUGCUGCGGUGCGGCUACUUCCUGGGCGUGAGUCCCAGCUCCUUCAGCAUGAACGUCGCGCUCAAAAGACACCUGCGGGCAGACGGGUUGUACACGCGGCCAUGGAGGAUAGGCAGCAGUGAGGGUGACGGGAGGAGCUGGCUUAUUGGAAAGUAUGAUAAUUACUGGGAGGAUUGGCUUUUUAUGUAUGACUCGCUGUGGCCUUGA